UUCUGCAAUGUCUAGUGCCGAUGCUCUUUUAAAUGGAAAUGAGGAAGAAGAAGAAGGAGAAGAGAAGGGAGGAGAUGGAAAAAGGGAAGAAUUAUUAAUUGGAAAUAAAACAUUGGAAUAUGUUAGUAUUAUACCUAUUGGACAAUUCCCUGCAUAAAAUUUUUUUGAAUUUUAUGUUUCUGUAAUCAGUGUUUAAUAGGCUAUAAGAAACUGUGACUGUAAGUGGAGUUCGGAUUUUAGUCAUAACUUUUUGUUUCAUCAAUAAAUAUUACUAAAGUUUUGUAUGAUUCGAAAGGUCUCUAACUGCGGCAACUUUUUGGACUGUCACAUCUGUGUAUUUUACAAAAAUAAGUGAUAAACGACGCCACAAAAGCAGAAAAAUUCUGAUAAAAUCAGUCCAAAGAUAAA
Molecule: messenger RNA, 408 nt
Organism: Meloidogyne enterolobii
Lineage: Eukaryota; Metazoa; Nematoda; Chromadorea; Rhabditida; Meloidogynidae
Source: the annotation of a GenBank genome assembly